AUGGCAAUGACUGUGGACAGAUUAGUCAUCAAACUCUUUCUAGGGCUGUUGAUUCAGCAAACUAUAUGCUAUGAACCGAAUUGGGACUCUCUGGACACUAGGCCACUACCCAGCUGGUACGACGAGGCCAAGCUAGGAAUCUUCAUCCACUGGGGCGUGUUCUCUGUGCCAAGUUUUUCUUCAGAAUGGUUCUGGUGGAGAUGGCAAGGAACGACAACUCCCGCUGUUGAAGACUUCAUGGCGAAAAACUACAAACCUGAUUUUACAUAUGCUGACUUUGCCACUGAGUUUACAGCCGAAUUUUUCGACGCUGUGGAAUGGGCAGAACUAUUUCAAAGUUCUGGGGCGAAAUAUACUGUAUUUGUCAGCAAACACCAUGAAGGUUUCACCAACUGGCCUUCUAAAUACUCGUUUAACUGGAAUUCACAAGACAUUGGUCCAAAUCGGGACAUUGUUGGUGAACUGAUGAAUGCCACAAGAGAACAUACAGAUCUGAGGUUUGGCUUGUACCACUCCCUGUUUGAAUGGUUUCACCCACUGUACCUUGCUGACAAGAAGUCUGCAUUUAAAACACAAGAUUUUGUUAAUCAAAAAACAUUACCCGAACUCUACGAGCUUGUCAACAAUUACAAGCCUGAAGUUGUCUGGUCUGAUGGUGACUGGGAAGCUCCUGAUACUUACUGGAAGUCGAAAGAAUUCUUGGCUUGGUUGUACACAGACAGCCCAGUUAAGGACACUGUGAUAGUCAAUGACAGAUGGGGCAUAAACAUUAGCUGCUAUCACGGUGAUGUAUACACUUGCGGAGACAGGUAUAAUCCAGGGGUUCUUCAGAAGCAUAAGUGGGUCAAUGCCAUGACUAUCGAUAAACACUCCUGGGGGUUCAGAAGGAACGCUGCCUUGUCUGACUACCUGACCAUUGAGGAGCUGUUGCAGACUUUCAUUAUUACUGUCAGCUGUGGAGGGAACAUGCUGAUGAAUGUUGGACCUCCCAGUCAUGGGCACAUCACUCCAAUUUAUGAGGAACGUCUCCGACAGCUGGGGUCGUGGCUAAAGGUCAAUGGUGAGGGCAUCUACAGUUCAAAGCCCUGGACUUAUCAAAAUGAUACUUUGACUAAAGAUGUUUGGUAUACGACUAAAUCUAGUUCGUCAGGCACUGAUGUUUACGCCUUCAUCUUUGACUGGCCAUCCACCUCAGUACUCUCCCUUGGACUACCAAAAACAUCUGCAGCUACGACUAUUUCCUUGCUGGGUUAUCAAGAACUCUUUAGCUACACCACCAGGCAACCUGCAGGAGUUGACAUUGUGGUUCCAGCCAUUCCAUUUAACAAACUGCCAUGUCUGUGGAUGUGGGUCUUGAAAAUCACAGCCGUUCAAAAUUAA
This is a messenger RNA of Candidula unifasciata, 1380 nucleotides long. NCBI's taxonomy places the organism in Eukaryota, Metazoa, Mollusca, Gastropoda, Stylommatophora, Geomitridae. The record is from the annotation of a GenBank genome assembly.